CCGGAGCACUUGCGGUGCGGAGUCGGGACCUCUCGGGCAAGAUGCAAGCCAUUCCCCUGGCUGCUCCUGUGGGUGUCCCCUCCAGGAAGAAGCGGUUGGAGUUGGAAGAUGGCCUUGAUACAGAAUGUCCCCGCCGGAAACAAGCUCGAAAUGGGUCCCAGCCCAUGCUACCUGCCAACCCACCGACUCUCAGCUCACCUUCUCCCCCAGCCGGUGCCCCAACAGUGACUGCUGCCUCCCAGCUUGGAUCCUAUGUCCUCCUGGAGCCCGAGGACAGUGGCCGGGCCUUCCGAUCCCUACACUGCCCCACUGGCACAGAGUACACCUGCAAAGUGUACCCGCUCCGCGAUGCCCCGGCGGUGCUGGAGCCCUACUCGCGGCUGCCCCCGGACGGGCAUGUGGCACGGCCGGCCGAGGUGGUGGCGGGGGCCCAGAGCCUCUACGCCUUCUUCCCGCGGCCCCACGGCGACCUGCACACCCUGGUACGCCAACGCCGCCGCCUGCCCGAACCCGAGGCCGCCGCGCUCUUCCGCCAGAUGGCCGCCACCCUGGCGCACUGUCACCUGCACGGGCUGGUCCUGCGCGACCUCAAGCUCCGCCGCUUCGUCUUCACCGACCGAGAGCGGACAAAGCUGGUGUUGGAAAACCUGGAAGACACCUGCGUGCUGAGCGGGCCGGAUGACUCUCUGUGGGACAAGCACGCAUGCCCCGCCUAUGUGGGUCCUGAGAUCCUCAGCUCCCGGGCAUCAUACUCGGGCAAGGCAGCGGAUGUCUGGAGCCUAGGCGUGGCGCUCUUCACCAUGCUGGCAGGUCACUACCCUUUCCAGGACACAGAGCCAGCCCUGCUCUUUGGCAAGAUCCGAAGAGGGUCCUUCGCCCUGCCUGAGGGCCUCUCAGCCUCUGCCCGCUGCCUGGUCUGCUGCCUCCUUCGGAAGGAGCCAGCUGAGAGGCUGAGUGCCUCGGGCAUUCUACUACAUCCCUGGCUGCGGGAGGACCCCAUUUCCUCAGUCCCAUCUCGAGCCCGGCUCUGGGAGACCGACCAGGUAGUCCCCCAGGGGUUGGGACUGGAGGAGGCCGAAGAAGUGGAAGAAAGAGAAGUGGGUCUCUAUGCUUAGGCCCACCAAUUGGACUCUCAGAUCCCAACAGUGGGUUGAGUUUGGAGUGUCUUUGAGCUUUCUCCUGCCUGUUUAAACUGAGCCGAACCUUCUGUGCCUUCUGGGAGAAAGAAUGGAGCACCUGUGCUGUUCUCACACCUGUGCAGUGUGUGUGUGUGUGUGUG
Suncus etruscus (white-toothed pygmy shrew) is the source of this 1279-nucleotide messenger RNA. It is a transcript of the gene TRIB3, whose product is annotated as tribbles pseudokinase 3. Lineage: Eukaryota; Metazoa; Chordata; Mammalia; Eulipotyphla; Soricidae. The record is from RefSeq and is a predicted model, not a curated record. Gene Ontology annotation, molecular function: ATP binding; protein kinase activity; mitogen-activated protein kinase kinase binding. The coding region runs from base 42 to 1115 and encodes 357 amino acids. Gene Ontology annotation, biological process: protein phosphorylation; positive regulation of proteasomal ubiquitin-dependent protein catabolic process; regulation of MAP kinase activity. Gene Ontology annotation, cellular component: nucleus. The transcript has 4 exons.